AUGAUGUUCAAAAUUAUAGUUCCUAGAAAGGUGUUAGCAUCAAAAAUAUCAAUAGCACCAAAAAGAUGGUAUCAUUUUGAAUUGCUAAAUUUGAAGAUUGGUCAUAUCAAACAAGUGGAAUUACAUCCAGAUUCUGAUAAAUUAUACAUAUCUCAGGUAGAAGUAGGUAGUGAUAUUGAUAAACCUUCUGUAAAACAGAUAUGUAGUGGUUUGCGUGAAUACAAAAGUAAAAGCGAUUUAUUUGACCAAGCUGUUGUAGUACUGGACAAUAUAAAGAAAUGUAAAUUAAGAGGUGAAAUAAGUGAAGCCAUGCUUCUUUGUGGAGAAAAUACUUCUAAAAAUGUAGUUCAGCUAUGUAAACCUGAAAAAUUUAAUGCGUCUUUUAUAGGCAAGAAUGUGGUCUUAGGUAAUAAAAUUCCAAUUAGGCCGCCUACAGAUAGAAAGAUCAAACCAAAAGAGUGGGAAGACAUUAGCUCUAGGUUAUCAAUUGGAGAUAAUAAUGUUGUCACAUAUCGUGAUGAGGAGACGAAUGAAGUCAAACAGUUGUUCAUCAUUGGUGAAAAUGAUGAAUUUAUUCCCAUAGUUGUUGAUAGUUUACCGAAGGGUAGUGUUGUAAGAUGA
Molecule: messenger RNA, 621 nt
Organism: Vanderwaltozyma polyspora DSM 70294
Lineage: Eukaryota; Fungi; Ascomycota; Saccharomycetes; Saccharomycetales; Saccharomycetaceae
Exons: 1
Coding region: 1-621 (206 amino acids)
Cellular component (GO): methionyl glutamyl tRNA synthetase complex
Molecular function (GO): tRNA binding
Source: RefSeq, a predicted model, not a curated record